UAAAAUUAGGAUCAGCAAGAUGUAGCUCUAUUUAUACUUACAAAAAGACAUUCAAAGAUUGUGUUUUCUAUCAAUUAAAAUUGUGUGUUAAAACAAAUGAGAAUGGAAAGACAACAAAUUGUUUUGGUUCUUUUAUUGAUAUGUAUGAAGCCUGGUCAUAUCAAAUCUCAAUCAGACGAUUGUUCUUUCGGCAGAAGUAUCAAGUUUCCAUUAGAAAUGUACCAAGAACAUUACCACUACAAUUACCUAAACCAGCCCUAGCCAAAGACUUUCCGUCCCCGCCUAUAUUAAACCAAGGUCAAUGUGGCGUGUCUAAGAACGACCAAUCACAACAGAUUGUAGGUGGCGGAGACGCACCAGCUAAUGCUUGGCCUUGGCAAGUUUCUUUACGCAUUUCUAGCGCAAGGUGUGGAGGAGUUAUUAUUAGCAGUGAAUGGAUCGUGACGGCUGCACACUGUCUGCGAGGUAAUGAAGCUUUGGUAUUCUAUGGAAACAACAACUAUCGAAAAGCCAAUACAACUCGCACUAAAGCGGUGUUUGAACAUGAAGACGAUGCGGUUGAUUUGGCCCUUUUUAAACUGUCCUCCCCGUUAACGUUUACAGACUCAGUACAGCCUAUCUGUUUGCCCGAGGGUAAUAUUUGGGACGCCUCGCCUUGUUUUGUCACAGGCUGGGGAUCUACGCAACAUUUUAUUUAUAAGUCUGUUGCACCAGACCUUCUUCAACAGCUUCGUGUCAGACUAUUGAACCAAACUCUGUGCAUCGCUUACAACUCCUUUCUUGGAAUAAUUGACUUGGGCGGCAAUAAUUUAUGCAUGACUUCCGCUGGACACUCUAGCGCCAGUAAAGGAGACUCUGGUUCAGCACUGAGCUGCUUCAAGAAUGGACGUUACUACUUGGUGGGAGUACUCACACAUGUUAUUCCAUUGGAUGGGGAUUUUAUUAGUUACGCAGUAUCUGUCCCUGAGAAUAUUCAGUGGAUAACUGACACAAUAAAUGAAAAUUCUUAGGGAAUUCAAACAAACUUUCAUAAUUCGAAGAGGCACGACUAUAAGUAUUAGCCUUUUUUAUCCUUGCAAAUGAAACAAAUCAGAUUUAUUUUAGGACCUUAAUGGAAAUUUUUUUUUAUUACAACCAUCACUGCUGCACCAAAAGUUCUUAUUAUUGAAGUAUAAUGAAGUAUCGAGUAAAAAAUUAUUUAAGUGAAAAAUUGGUGUGAAACUAAUGCAGAACUGCGUUGGUACCCACGAGUCACGUGAAAUUUUUCUAUUUAUAAAAAAAAAAAACAACCCUGCCUGACAUCUAGUUUUUUAUGUCUCACACUAGGUUUAUUUUAGUAUAACCUUUUUUUCAUUCGUUGCUAUUGUCAUUUGGUUAACAUUUUUAUAUCACACCAUUUGAUUUUUCCAGUGAAAGCGUAGGCGAUGGAUCGUAUUAACCUCAUAACUUCUACGUUAUGUGUCAGCUAUUUCGGAUAACAAUUUCGCGUUGGUUUAAAUUAAAAAAAAAAAGUAUCUAAAUUUUUGAAUGGCAUAUAUUGAGAUUUUCACGUCGUAAAUAUCGCGUGAUUGUGUCGAGUCAACAUGUCUUCGUCGUGAUCAUAUCAUCUUGUCUUUGAUCAUGUCUCCUUGUCGUGAACGUGAUCAUGUCACCUUUUCUAUAACGUGAUCAUGUCACCUUUUCUAUAACGUGAUCAUAUCACCUUUUAUUGAAUGUGAUCACUUCACCUUGUCUUCAGCGUGAUCAUGUCACCUUGUCUUUAGCGUGAUCAUGUCACCUUGUCUUUAGCGUGAUCAUGUCAACUUGUCUCAUCGUGAUCAAUUCACCUUGUCUUUGAUCAUGUCACAUUGUAUUUAAUGUGAUAAUGUCACCUUGUCUCUAUCUUGAUAAUGUCACCUUGUCUCUAUAUUGAUAAUGUCAUCUUGUCUCUAUAUUGAUAAUGUCAUCUUGUCUCUAUAUUGAUAAUGUCAUCUUGUCUCUAUCUUGAUAAUGUCACCUUGUCUCUAUCUUGAUAAUGUCACCUUGUCUCUAUCUUGAUAAUGUCACCUUGUCUCUAUAUUGAUAAUGUCACCUUGUCUCUAUAUUGAUAAUGUCAUCUUGUCUCUAUAUUGAUAAUGUCAUCUUGUCUCUAUAUUGAUAAUGUCAUCUUGUCUCUAUAUUGAUAAUGUCAUCUUGUCUCUAUAUUGAUAAUGUCACCUUGUCUCUAUAUUGAUAAUGUCAUCUUGUCUCUAUAUUGAUAAUGUCAUCUUGUCUCUAUAUUGAUAAUGUCAUCUUGUCUCUAUAUUGAUAAUGUCACCUUGUCUCUAUAUUGAUAAUGUCAUCUUGUCUCUAUAUUGAUAAUGUCACCUUGUCUCUAUAUUGAUAAUGUCAUCUUGUCUCUAUAUUGAUAAUGUCACCUUGUCUCUAUAUUGAUAAUGUCAUCUUGUCUCUAUAUUGAUAAUGUCACCUUGUCUCUAUAUUGAUAAUGUCAUCUUGUCUCUAUAUUGAUAAUGUCACCUUGU
Physella acuta is the source of this 2501-nucleotide messenger RNA. RefSeq names its product chymotrypsin-like elastase family member 2A. NCBI's taxonomy places the organism in Eukaryota, Metazoa, Mollusca, Gastropoda, Physidae. The record is from RefSeq and is a predicted model, not a curated record. Gene Ontology annotation, molecular function: serine-type endopeptidase activity. Gene Ontology annotation, biological process: proteolysis.